AUGGCUUCUAAGCGCAAAGCCGACGAUUUUAUUUAUACCCUGUCCGACAACGAUGAGCUCCCUAAUGAGGAAGAAGCGAUACCCGAGCCAAUCCCACCAAAGAAGAAGGCUAAGAAGAGCAAGAAAUCUGCCCGCCUAGAUGAGGAGGAAGAGAAUGGCAUCUGGGGAAAGAAAGACGAAGACGAUGGAGCUAUGGACUCUGAUUUCGAAUUCGCCGAAGAUGUUACUACCGAUUUCAGAACGGAAGACUUCGAGGGUUGGGGGUUCGACGGCGCAAAAAAGGGCAUGAACGGGAAUGCUCAGAAAAGAAUCGUGGACGUGGAUGAAAUCGUGCGAAGGAGGAGAGGCGAUAUAGGAGAGGAUGCGCAAGUAAACGGCAAGGGACAAAAGGUCACUAGUGACGCUAGUGAUAACGAUGAAGAUGAGGAUAUCGAGCUCGAUGACGAAGACGACGAGGUUCUAGCUGCAGAUGGGUUUGGCAUGGGCGCCGCUUCGGAUGAAGAGUCGGGCGAAGAUGCGGCAGAGGAUGAGUCGGAUCAGGAUCAAGACGACGAGGGCGAUGCUUCCGACAACGAUUCCGUCGCGACGCCGGUCGGUCACCCCGAUGAUGAUGCCCAAUCGGAUGAUACAGACGAGGAGGAAGAUGCCGAAGAAGCCGCAAAGAGAGCGGCUUUCUUUGCGCCCGAAGAGAAAAAGCCGGCGGGAAAACAGAAGGGGAAGUCGUCUUUCCAGACCAUGUCCCUUUCGCGACCCAUUCUGCGCGGCCUCAAUUCCGUCGGUUUCAACGAACCCACCCCAAUUCAAGCAAAAACAAUCCCACUCGCAUUAGAAGGAAAAGACUUAGUUGGUGGCGCUGUCACAGGUUCCGGAAAAACAGCCGCGUUCGUCGUCCCCAUCCUAGAGCGACUACUAUACCGGCCGAAUAAGAUCGCUACGAGUCGCGUUGUUAUCCUGACGCCUACUCGAGAACUUGCUAUACAAUGUCACGCAGUCGCUACCAAGCUCGCGAGCCACACGGAUAUCAAGUUCUGUUUAGCGGUAGGUGGGCUGAGCUUGAAAGUCCAGGAAGCAGAAUUACGUCUAAGGCCCGAUGUUAUUAUCGCGACACCGGGUCGAUUCAUUGAUCACAUGCGCAAUUCAGCGAGCUUCUCGACGGAUACGGUAGAGAUUCUGGUCCUUGAUGAAGCCGACCGAAUGCUAGAAGAUGGGUUUGCCGACGAGUUGAAUGAAAUUCUUACUACCUUGCCCAAGUCGCGGCAGACGAUGCUCUUCUCAGCUACCAUGACUUCAUCCGUCGACCGGCUCAUCCGCGCAGGUCUAAAUAGGCCAGUGCGAGUGAUGGUCGACGCUCAGAGGAAGACGAAUGACAAGCUAGAGCAAAAGUUCGUCAGGUUAAGGCCAGGCCGAGAGGAAAAAAGGAUGGGCUACCUCAUCCAUAUUUGCAAAACGAUGCAUACUGAGCGAGUCAUCAUAUUCUUUAGACAGAAGAAAGAAGCGCAUCGUGCUCGGAUUAUUUUCGCCUUAUUCAACCUACCUUGUGCUGAAUUACACGGGAGCAUGAACCAAGCACAGCGUAUAUCUAGCGUCGAGUCUUUCCGUGAUGGCAAGGUCUCAUUUUUACUUGCUACCGACUUGGCCUCUCGAGGUCUUGAUAUCAAGGGGGUAGAUACUGUUAUCAACUACGAGGGCCCCCAAACCCAUGAGAUCUACGUUCAUCGUGUGGGACGUACUGCUCGGGCCGGGCGGUCAGGUGUUGCUAUCACCCUCGCCGCGGAACCUGAUCGUAAGGUGGUCAAAGCAGCAGUUAAAGCAGGAAAGGCACAGGGAGCUAAGAUUAGCAGUUUGAUUAUUGAUCCGGCUGAUGCUGAUAAGUGGCAAGCCAAGAUCGAUGAGAUGGCAGAUGAGAUAGAGGCCAUUGCUAAGGAAGAAAAAGAAGAGAAGCAACUGGCGCAGGUAGAGAUGGAGAUUAAGAAGGGUGAGAAUAUGGUUAUUCACGAAGACGAGAUCAAGUCAAGGCCGAAGCGGACGUGGUUUGAAACACAACAUGAUAAGAAGAAGGCUAAGGAGGCUGGUAGGACGGAGCUGAAUGGGCUAAAGGAGUCGUUGAAGAAGAAAGGGAACGGCAAACUUAGCAACAAGGACAAGAAGAAGUUAGACGCAAAGUCGGUUCGGACUGAAGGCAUGUGGAAGAAGGGUUCUGCCGAGAGAGCGGGCAAGGGUGCCGUUCUAAAUUUCAAGAACGACAAGAAGAAAAAGUCCAAGAAUAGCGGGAGGCCACGCCGAUAUUGGCAAUCCUCCAAAGUGGCUCCUCCUCGUCGAUUUCUACCACCGCGACCUCAUCCCCAUCAUAAGCGAUCACUCCUACAGUACCUAUUUCCACAUAGUCUGCGCGAACGAUACCGCGAGCGCAUCCUUGGCUUCCACCUCGAUACGCUCCCCUACUACAAGCACCGCGUUCAGAGUCGCAUAUACCGUUUUAUCCUUGACCGCCAGCGCCGUCGCCGUGAACAGUCGCGUCUCGUCGACCACGUGCGACGGCUGAUUCUCGGUCUACCAGCACCCAGUAAUAAACCUGCGAAGGAUGGGUCUAGAGCUACGCCGGGUAAGAUGAGUUACAUGCCUGAAAAUGGCGUGGGCAGCGGGAAUUAUGGCGCCGAGGGCGGACGCGAAAGGGGUGCGAGGAGGAAGAAGCUCGCGGCAAUGGCGGGCAGCAUGUACAGAGCCACUACAACUGCCGUGAAUGAGAUUAGGGAGUCAUAUAAUCAGACAAGAUCAAGGGAGUUCGAUACCUCCAAUAUCACAAUACCUGGAUCUUUCCCAGACGUGGCUUUCGUAACAAAAGGAAACGAACAGAUGGUUCUAUUUCCGACAUAUGCGAAGAGGCAUGCCAGGAACCAACCUAGACAAUUUGAAAAUCCGGGAGGGCCGCCGCCUACUUCGACUGUAGCCAUGAACGAACAGGAAUACUGGAGGAACGAGUGGUCAAGACACGAAGAUGAGAAAGCAAUCGUAGAUGUGGAUGUCCGAGGCUGGAUAUACAACCCUCACAGAGGCCCAAUGACACGGACUAACAGAUUAUGGAUCGGGCUGGCAAGACAAUUGAGCGGUAUACCGGUUCCGAGGGCGCAGCAGCCUGACUCGUCACCUACUCCGGAACCUUCUUUGGGGAGGAUGCACCAAAAGCACGAGGAAGAACGCGAGCACGAGAGCAUCGCGCGAGAAGCGAGGGAAAUUGAGCGUAGAGGAAAAGCCGAAGAAGAGGUUGCGCAGAGAGGAAAGUAUAGUGAACGCCCGAGAGACGAGAGCUCUGAUAUCGAAGGAAGCACACGGCGCCUACGUCAACAUUCGCAAAGUGGCAGCCGAUCGCCUCCAUCAGCACCAACAUCUCCCAUUCUUAGAGGGCGUACAAACACGGCGGGAGGAUCUGAGCUUACAGAAGCCGAACUCGCAAUUGCAAACGCGAAUCUAAUGGCCCGCAUCGCGCCAUUCUUGACAACACCUAUAGUUCAACUACCCAUUACGUUAUUCUUCUACAAUGGGUCGCAAGCCCAAUCGCGUACUGUAACGACUAAUGACGCCGGACAUUUCUCAACCAGGGUGCCUCUCGACUUCGUGCCAACGCACGUGCGCGUGUUCGUGAACGAAGAUAUCUCUUGCGAAGAACCCGUGCAGAUCAUCGAGCCGAAGGGAGUCAGUCUAAUCAGUGAUAUCGAUGACACAGUCAAACGGUCAAACAUCGCCCUGGGCACUAAGGAGGUCUUCCGGAACACGUUUGCGUGUGAGUUGCGUGAUUUAACUAUCGACGGCGUUCGGGAUUGGUAUGGUGCACUACACGACCUCGGCGUACGCAUCCAUUAUUGUUCAAAUAGCCCGUGGCAGCUGUACCCGGUUCUAGCCACAUUCUUCAAGCUGGCGGGCCUUCCGCCUGGGUCACUACAUCUCAAACAAUAUACCGGCGUGCUCCAGGGAAUCUUCGAGCCCGUAGCCGAGCGCAAGAAGGGCACGUUAGAAAGAAUCAUGAGGGAUUUUCCGGAGCGAAAAUUUCUGCUGGUCGGCGAUAGUGGUGAAGCGGACCUCGAAGUAUACACGGAGCUAGCAGUGGCAAAUCCGGGGAGGAUCGCUGCGAUUUUCAUCCGCGAUGUUACGACACCCGAGCAGACAGGGUAUUUUGACUCCGGGUUUAAUCAGAGGUUUUCCGAGAUGAGUCUUAGUAAAGGCGAUGAUUCGCUCGGAAGACCUCCGUUACCUCCUCGAAUGGCAACUACGCCCAAACCUGUUAACGAACCGGCCACCGGUGACCUAAUUGACCUCUCGGAAGAUGCACCACUAGAACCGCUUCGCAAAGUCAAUUCGGACUCAAAAGUAGUGGCCAAGCCCGUGAAACCUACAGAUCUCCUAGCGCGCAAGCCACCACCACCACCCAAACCAGUAAAGCCGAGCUCACUGCAGAGCACCUCAGCCUCUCCUGUGCUUACAAAUGGUAACAACGGGGACGCGCUCAACAAAAAGCCUCCGCCACCGGCACCGCGGAAGACUAGCCAGCCGACUACCAGCAACAAAUCGAUAACACCGAGCCCGCUCGCGCAAAUGCAAAGCUUGGUCGAUCAGACUAGCGCGGGCGCGAACGAGCGAACGGCCUUGGCAAAAACCCGGAGCAACGGCCAAACCACCACCAACCCGAGCUCGAACUCGUCGAAAAACGUCCUACUCCCUCCCCCACCACCGCCACCGCCAAGGCGCAAAGCUACGUCGUCGGGCUCUACGACGGCGCGAUCGAGUCCUAGCCCGCGCCUCGCCGCGGCUAGUAACAGUUUCGGCCUGAACCGGCGCCGGACGGAGGGCUCGGAGGCGGAGUUCGAGCCGCUUUCUCUCGCCGCUAGCGGCGGCGGUGGUGGUGGUAAUUACGGCAGCUACGCGAGUAGCACCGGGAGCCUGACGCCACCGGCGGCGGCGGUGGCGAAUAAGAAGCUGGACUUGUGGCUCCGCCGGCUGCAGCGCGCGCAGGAGACGCUGGAUCGGCAGGGCGUCAAGCUGUAUACGUGGCGUCGCGGGGAGGAGGUGGUGGAUGAGGCGGUGGGGAUUGUGAGGAGUUGUUUGAGGGAGAUGGGUGUUCGGUGAGGCUUUGGUGAGGGCUUAUAUAUGUAUCUAGGACUGGGGUACGUGGGUACGUGGGUACGUUUAGGAGGCAUACGGGUGAUGGUCCGAUACAAAGGUUCGUUUGAAGUCAUUGCGUGCGUAUAUAACAUCGCGUGUUGGAAGUGGCUGUCAUAUAUAGAAUAAGGGGUUGCCACUCUAUCUUAGAAUACAUACCUAGGUACCUACCUACCUACUUAGGUUUCAUGAAUAUGUAAAUUAUCUUUAUAUUUUUAUGGUUUUGAAUUUGGGUGAAGAGUGAUGUUUAUCAGUGACAAGUUAAUAGGGGUAUAUGCAGGUGGUUAGGGGCUUUUAUCAAGUAUGGUGCGUUUUAUAUUGCGAAAUGUGAGGGACUAGUGCUACUAAUCAUGUUUGUAUAUAUAU
Molecule: messenger RNA, 5517 nt
Organism: Annulohypoxylon truncatum
Lineage: Eukaryota; Fungi; Ascomycota; Sordariomycetes; Xylariales; Hypoxylaceae
Exons: 3
Coding region: 1-5118 (1705 amino acids)
Cellular component (GO): actin cortical patch
Molecular function (GO): phosphatidate phosphatase activity; RNA helicase activity; nucleic acid binding
Source: RefSeq, a predicted model, not a curated record